CGGUGCAUCGACUGCGCCACCUGCCGGUGGAUGGCGCCGGAGGUGUUUAAGCGGGUGGAUGGCAUGUCCGCUGUUGCCGAGCAGCCCAGCUCCGGCGAGGACAGGACCAAGGCGCUGCAGGCUUUGCUCUCUUGCCCGACAGCCUCGAUCCACACCGAAAAACCCACGAAGGACAUUCUCCAAGUGCAGAACACGUUCCCGCUUCCCAUCGAUGACGAUCUUCCGGGUGUUUACCUCUGCGGUUACCAUUCUGAGGACUCAUAUGGAGCAACUUCUUAUCUUAUAAUUCACCCAGAAGGGAACAUAAUGGUUGACAGUCCAAGGUAUACGCCGAGACUGGUGGAUAAGAUUAAAAAUCUCGGUGGAGCGCGCUACAUGUUUUUGACCCACAUUGAUGAUGUAGCCGAUCAUCGCAAGUGGGCCGAUGAACUGAAAUGCGAGAGAAUCAUCCAUUCAGGAGAUGUAGUGGAUAUUACUGCCGAUGUUGAGUGGAAACUUACUGGAAAUGGUCCCUGGAACAUUGGAACAGACUUUGAACUUAUUCAUACCCCAGGACAUACCGAAGGCUCAGUCUGCUUGUUGUACAAGCCGCUAAAGGCGCUAUUCACUGGUGACCACGUCGCGAGAUCUGAAGAAUCAGACGAUCUGAACCUCUUCCGUAUGUACAGCAAGCAAUCAGUGGCUUUACAACUGGACAGCAUGAGGAAGUUGUUGGACCUAAACUUCGUGUGGUAUUUACCUGGGCAUGGCUAUCGAAUCCGGUACGAAGAUAUGCAGGCCAAGAAUUCGGCCAUUGAGUCUCUAUUGGCGGACUACACAAUCUAGGAGCAUCUUAUGAGUUAUGAUCAGCA
This is a messenger RNA of Lolium rigidum, 851 nucleotides long. RefSeq lists its product as uncharacterized. The transcript has 9 exons. The record is from RefSeq and is a predicted model, not a curated record. NCBI's taxonomy places the organism in Eukaryota, Viridiplantae, Streptophyta, Magnoliopsida, Poales, Poaceae. The coding region runs from base 31 to 825 and encodes 264 amino acids.